Paramecium tetraurelia is the source of this 1755-nucleotide messenger RNA. RefSeq lists its product as uncharacterized. Gene Ontology annotation, molecular function: DNA-binding transcription factor activity, RNA polymerase II-specific; RNA polymerase II cis-regulatory region sequence-specific DNA binding. The record is from RefSeq and is a predicted model, not a curated record. NCBI's taxonomy places the organism in Eukaryota, Ciliophora, Oligohymenophorea, Peniculida, Parameciidae. Gene Ontology annotation, biological process: regulation of DNA-templated transcription. The transcript is spliced from 7 exons. Gene Ontology annotation, cellular component: nucleus.
AUGUUUCAUGAAUUUCUUCAGGAGUUGGGUCCUCUCAAAAACUCAGAGCUCCCCUUUCCAUUUAGAAAUUAAUUCAAAAUCAAAGAAAACUUCAUCAAUCCAAAUAGCAAACAUUUCGAUACAAUUGCCCAGAAAUUACUCUCAGAAGAAAAAGCAAGUAUAAAACGAAAAUGGGAUAAAUAAUGCAAAAUGAUGUUCAUCUGGAUAUUGGGCAAGUUCUUCUAAUUGAAAAAUAAGAAAACCAUCAACCCCACAGAAGAAGAAUGGAGACAAUUAUCUAAUAUUCUUAAAAUUGAUGAAGUUACUCUCAAAUAACGAUGGAUAACCCUUAUAAACCCAGUUUCUAAGAGCAUUAAUUGGGAUCCAGAAGAGGAUGAAAUCAUUCGAUCACUUAUGAAGUAUACCUUAUACAUAUUUGAUGAAAAGCAUAUUUGGACACAUAUCGCUCUAGAAUUGUAUAAUUAAAACAAUGGAUAAUACAUCAGAACUCCAAAAUAGGUUAGAGAAAGAUGGAUGAAUUAUUUAAAUCCAAAACUUAAAAAGACUAAUUGGAGCUAAUAAGAAGAUCUACAGUUGUUGAACAUGGUUGUUAAGAAUGGCAAGAGAUGGUCACUGAUUUCCAGUCUUUUGGAUGGCAGAACAGAAAAUCAAGUCAAAAACAGAUUUAAAAGUCUCAUCCAAAAAAUCUACAAAGACGAAGACGAUGAUGAUAUUGAAGAAUUAGAAGCUAUAAAGGAGUAUUUGAAUAAACAAAAUGUAUAAUAAAUCUAGGAACCACAAAAGGAAGAGUCUCAAAUUAGAGUAACUUACUUGAGAUAGGUUAAAACUAAAACAAAUCCUUAAUAAUCUAAUAAAAUCGAUGAAAUCGAAGUUUUAACUAAAAGAAGAAAAAAUAUUAAGGAUAUAUUACAAAUUGGAGAAUAAUAGCAAGUUAAGUCUUCGAAAGAUUCAUAAAUAAAAUAAAAGUAAAAAGCCACCAAAUUAAAGGUUGAAGAAAAUAUAUAAGAAGUUUAAGCUGAGUAAUUAUAGUAAUAUUAUCAUAAUAAUAAUUAUUAUAAUAAUAACAAUAAUUAUAAUAAUAAUAAUUCUCAUUUGAAUAAUAAUUAAAAAUGCAGUAAUAGUUUUAAUCCUAGUUAUUAUGUGAGAAUAAUAAAAAAGAUCUCUCAACUCCCAACACAUUGUAUUAUAACAUCUAACCCUCCUUUUAAAAAAUGGAGGACUUAAAAAACGAUCAAUUUUAAUUUAAAUAAGUCUAGCAAUCUCCAAUUCAAUAACCUAAUCAGUAUCUAUAUUAAGGGUUUCGUCCAUAUCAAGAGGAUGUAUAAUAAUAAUUCUAACAAACUCCUAUGUAGAUGUUUAUGGGCUAGUACUUAAAGAAUUACUAAUAAAAUUACAAUCUUGUUUCUCCUUUCCCAUAAAUUAACUAAACACCUAUGGCUAUACACUCCUGCCUAAGCGAUGUACAUGUAUAAUAAUAACAAUCCUUAUAAUAUGGGAGUAUCACCUCUUUUGAUUAGAAGUCCCUAUCCUGAGAAUUUGUCUCCCAAUAUUGCUCCCUAAUAGCAGCCACCUUAGGCCUUUUGGUAAACUCCUCAAUAAACAACGCUUGACUAUUAGUAGAAUGAAUAAAAGUUCUCUUUGAAUAAAUUAGAAUUUCUAUAGUCUAAUAAUUUAGUUGAUAAAUGGAAAUAGAAAAGAAUAAAUGAAAAGCAGAAUGCCUCAUUUUUGGAACCCUUUUAAUCACUUGAUUAAUGA